AAGAGAGACACUGCAAUGGCGAAAAUCGGCCCAAAAGUCAAAUAUCAAACAGCUCGGCUGCAGCUAUUAAAGUGUCUGUCCUCCGUUGACCUCAGGGACUCUGCUCCCCUCCCUCUCUCCACGCAGAUCCUCCUCUCCGCCCGCUGGUUCUGCUCAGUCUCAUGUGGCGCCAGUCGCUCAGGAACAGAGAGUCUUUUUCUCACCAGAUUUGCGGCGACUCCUUCACACACAAUGCUCCGAGCAGUGGCAGGGCGAGUCGGGAGCCUCCUGCUGCGGCGCUCCACGGCGGCUCCUGUCGGUGUGAGGAUGUCCAGCCAUCCACAAGAUGUGGUGGAGGCGACAGACAUGUCCAGGCCCAUGUACAGUGACCGUCUGGACACGCCCCUGCCCGACAGACCCUACAAAAUGGACCUGACCCCUGAACAGAUGACCCUGAAGCAGAAGGAGAAGGGGCCCUGGGGUCAACUCAGCAAGGAGGAGAAGAUUGCCUUGUACCGCCUCAAGUUCAACCAGACCUACGCUGAGAUGAAGCAGCCGUCGUCCGAGUGGAAGACGGUCAUGGGCUGCAUCUUCAUCUUCUUCGGCCUGACAGGUCUGGUGGUCUGGUGGCAGAGCAUCUACGUCUACCCUGCUCGGCCCAGGACCUUUGACAAGGAGUGGCAGGCCAAGCAGCUGAAGAGGAUGCUGGACAUGAGGGUGAACCCAGUCGAGGGCUUCUCUGCCAAGUGGGACUAUGAGAAGGGCAAGUGGAAGUGAAGUGAUGUGAAUCAAAUGGUGACCUCCACGUGCCUGAUGGCCGCCGUACCUACAUGAAUAAACACAGCCUUGGUGCUCA
Messenger RNA from Synchiropus splendidus (mandarinfish), 835 nucleotides. Its product is annotated as cytochrome c oxidase subunit 4 isoform 2, mitochondrial. The transcript has 5 exons. Lineage: Eukaryota; Metazoa; Chordata; Actinopteri; Syngnathiformes; Callionymidae. Gene Ontology annotation, biological process: mitochondrial electron transport, cytochrome c to oxygen. The record is from RefSeq and is a predicted model, not a curated record. The coding region runs from base 16 to 756 and encodes 246 amino acids.